Messenger RNA from Seriola dumerili (greater amberjack), 1249 nucleotides. Its product is annotated as regulator of G-protein signaling 13-like. The transcript is spliced from 5 exons. Lineage: Eukaryota; Metazoa; Chordata; Actinopteri; Carangiformes; Carangidae. The record is from RefSeq and is a predicted model, not a curated record. Bases 91 to 648 code for a protein of 185 amino acids.
GCGCGUUCCUCACACACUGACAGUUGGACUUAUCACAACUCUCUGAGAGCAGCUCAGCACACAGUCUCACAUGUACAAAGCACUGUUGCCAUGCCCAGUCUAGUCGCAUCACCACCAAGGGAGCUGCAGCACCUCAACAUGGACACUGAGAAUAAGAAGAGGGGGAAAUACAGAGGAGGAAACCUGAAGUCUCGCCUGCAGUGUAGAUCGUCUCAAGCUGCCAACAAUGAAGGGCUUUGUUUUGAAGAGAUGUCCCAGUGGUCACACUCACUCGAGGGACUUCUAUCAUCCAAAUGUGGCAUGCAGAUAUUCCAGGCUUUCUUGAAGUCAGAGUUCAGUGAUGAAAACAUUGAGUUUUGGCUGGUGUGUGAGGACUAUAAGAAGAUCAAGUCCUCCUUCAGGAUGUCAUCCAGGGCCAAAAAGAUCUACAAACGCUACAUUCAAGUUGAGGCCCCGAGAGAGAUCAACAUUGAUCACAAGACCAGGGACCUGAUCAGGCGAAACAUUAAAGCGCCCACCACUGUGUGUUUCGACGAUGCCCAGAGGAUUGUCUUCGGGCUAAUGGAGAGGGACUCUUAUCCACGUUUCCUCAGGUCCGACAAGUACCGGGCUCUAAUGGACACCACAUCAGAAUCAGUGAAGAUGUAAAGAAAAUAGAUACUGUGGACAUUAUAUUUGUAGAAGCUGAACUGUGAAGCUGAGCCCAAUGCUGGACUACCUGAGAGCAGCUGUGGUUUGUGUUUGCUUGUAUUGGGACCACUGCUGGUGAUUCUAACUAAAAGCAUCCAAAACAUGUAGGCUAAUGUUCAACACAUUCAUGCCUUCCUUUUCAGUUGGAGAAGUCAUGUUUUGGGGUUGUACCUGUUGUGGUCCUCUAAAGUAAAGGACUUCCCAGAGAUGAAGCGAUUAUGUAAUGAAAAUGCUGGGGACUUUCUGUGAGAGACGCCAGGAAGUGUAUGUGGUGCACACAACACCUUCCACCCAUGAUUCAUGUGCAUGAGCUGGUAUCUACAUUUGCACAUCAUCUUAUUUUAAGUUAACUGAGAUCUCACUAAAGCAAUAGAUAAGUAGAUUGCAUCUAGAUGUGUUUUUUUGUUUGUUUAUCACAGUCUGACAUCAGUGCUGUCACACUGAGAUGUUACAACUAUCAUAAUGUGUUAUAAGCUAUAUGUUGAAAAUAUAUUCCACAGUGUGUCAAAACAUUGUGAAUAUGAAUAUUAAGAUGGAUUUGUACAUAUUUAAUAAAAAA